UUUUUGACACGACGUGUAGAUUUGUGACUCCAGAGAUCUCAAACUGUCAAACAUAUUGGCUAUUGCGGCGUUUAAUUCCAACUGCCCAAACUUUAAACGUAGUUGGAAGAGAACAAGCGCUCCAAGUGAAACCACGACAUCAAAAUUGCGUCUACCAACCUUCACUGUUCAAACUCCAACCUCUACAAAAACAGUUACACCAGAAAACGAAUGAACUAUGGCGGUGGAGGUGGAAAAGUCUCAGCCCACAGUGCAGGUGACCAACCUCAAAUUCACCUAUCCGGGAAUUGACGGCCAUCCUCCGCCCGGCGCAAAGCCUCUCAUUCAGGAUUUCAAUCUCUCUCUCUUCGCCGGCAACCGCUGCCUUCUCGUCGGCUCCAAUGGCGCAGGGAAAACGACUAUCUUGAAAAUUAUUGGAGGGAAGCACAUGGUGGAUCAGGAAACCGUCAGGGUUUUGGGAAGAUCAGCGUUUCACGACACCGCAUUGACCGCCUCCGGCGAUCUUUCUUAUCUUGGCGGCGAGUGGAGGAGAGAAGUUGCUUUUGCUGGUUAUGAGGUUCCACUUCAAAUGGAUGUGCCUGCUGAUAAAAUGAUUUUCGGGGUAGCAGGUGUCGAUCCCAAAAGACGAGAUGAACUGAUAAAGGUUUUAGAUAUCGAUCUGUCAUGGAGAAUGCAUAAAGUAUCUGAUGGUCAAAGAAGGAGAGUUCAAAUAUGCAUGGGUCUUUUAAAGACAUUCAAGGUCCUUCUGCUCGAUGAAAUCACAGUCGACUUAGAUGUUCUAGCUCGGGCCGAUCUCCUAAAGUUUCUGAAAAAGGAAUGUGAAGAGAGGGGAGCCACAAUCAUCUACGCUACACAUAUUUUCGAUGGCCUUGAGGAUUGGCCGUCUCACAUUGUUUACGUGUCUCAAGGGAAGUUGCAACUCACAUCGCCAAUGAAUGAAAUCAAGGAGCUUAGCAAUCUAUCCUUGAUGAGGACCGUGGAGCGUUGGCUGAGGAAAGAGAGAGACGAGGAGCGGCUGAGGAGGAAAGAGAGGAAGGCGAAGGGGCUGCCGGAACAUGAGAAACAAGUAGAAGGCAGCCGUGUGAUAAACAACGGGUGGGCUGCUGGGAGGCUGAACUCAACUGUUGCUGGGGAAGAGAAUUUUGUAUUAAGCUCAAAUAGGGUCCUCAGAUAAAAGGAAACACAAAACUACCAGGAGUAUUAUAAGAGCUUGAUGUGUCA
Salvia splendens (bonfire salvia) is the source of this 1221-nucleotide messenger RNA. RefSeq names its product ABC transporter I family member 20-like. The coding region runs from base 218 to 1174 and encodes 318 amino acids. NCBI's taxonomy places the organism in Eukaryota, Viridiplantae, Streptophyta, Magnoliopsida, Lamiales, Lamiaceae. The transcript has 7 exons. The record is from RefSeq and is a predicted model, not a curated record. Gene Ontology annotation, molecular function: ATP hydrolysis activity; ATP binding.